AUGCAGCCGCCCCGGGACAAGGCCCACCGGGACAAGGCCCACCAGGACACAGCUGGGGACGCUCAGUGGACCAGGCCUGAGCGCCAGGCAUGGACGGGGACGCUGCUGUUGGGCACGUGCCUGCUGUACUGUGCCCGUGUCAGCAUGCCCAUCUGCACUGUCUCCAUGAGCCAGGACUUCGGCUGGAACAAGAAAGAAGCCGGCAUCGUGCUCAGCAGCUUUUUCUGGGGUUACUGCCUGACUCAGAUCCUGGGUGGCCACCUGGGGGACCGGAUCGGGGGCGAGAAGGUCAUCCUGCUGUCAGCCUCCGCCUGGGGCUUCCUCACCGCCGCCACCCCGCUGCUCGCCCACCUGGGCAGCGCCCACCUGGUCUUCAUGACCUUCUCACGCAUCCUCACUGGCUUGCUCCAAGGGGUUUACUUUCCUGCGCUGACCAGCCUGCUGUCACAGAAGGUCCGGGAGAGUGAGCGAGCCUUCAUCUACAGCACUGUGGGGGCCGGCUCCCAGUUCGGGACCCUGGUGACGGGGGCAGUGGGCUCCCUGCUCCUGGACUGGUGCGGCUGGCAGAGCGUCUUCUACCUCUCUGGCGGCCUCACCCUGCUGUGGGUGUGUUACGUGUACAGGUACCUGCUGAGCAAACAAGAUCUCAUCCUGGCCUUGGGCGUUUUGGCACAAGGCCUGCCGAUGGCCAGGCACACCAGGGUUCCCUGGAGACAGCUUUUCCGGAAGCUUUCUGUUUGGGCGGCCAUCUUCUCCCAGCUCUCAGCUGCCUGCUCCUUCUUCAUCCUGCUGUCCUGGUUGCCAACCUUCUUCAAGGAGACCUUUCCCAGCUCCCAGGGCUGGGUCUUCAACAUGGUGCCCUGGCUGGUGGCGAUUCCCGCCAGUCUGUUCAGUGGGUUUCUCUCUGACCAUCUCAUCAGUCAGGGUUACAGAACCAUCACCGUGCGGAAAUUCAUGCAGGUGAUGGGCCUGGGCCUGUCCAGCGUGUUUGCCCUGUGUUUGGGUCACACCUCCAGCUUCUGUAAGUCUGUGUUCUUUGCAUCAGCUUCCAUCGGCCUGCACACCUUCAACCACAGCGGCAUUUCCGUUAACAUCCAGGACCUGGCCCCGUCGUGCGCUGGUGUGCUCUUUGGUGUGGCCAACACAGCUGGGGCCUUGGCAGGUGUGGUGGGUGUGGGCCUGGGUGGCUACCUGAUUGAGACCACAGGCUCCUGGACGUCCGUGUUCUACCUGGUGGCCGCUGUCAGCAGCCUGGGGCUGUGCUCCUUCCUGGUGUUCGGGGAGGCCCGGCGGGUGGACCUGAGCCCGAGGCUGGAGGACCUCUAG
Pipistrellus nathusii (Nathusius's pipistrelle) is the source of this 1326-nucleotide messenger RNA. NCBI's taxonomy places the organism in Eukaryota, Metazoa, Chordata, Mammalia, Chiroptera, Vespertilionidae. The record is from the annotation of a GenBank genome assembly.